AUGUCGUCGAAGGACAUUAUUGGACAGAAGUCGGCAGCCCGCAAAUUCACCGAUAAUAUAAAGAUGACGUGGUCACGCCUCCUUGACCAAACUGUCCCGCACCGGCCUCUGCGUUGGGUCAUGUUCGUCUUCAUGCUCUCGCUGUAUAUCCUUCGUGUCUAUUUCUGUGGUGGGUUUUAUGUGAUCAGUUACGUGUUGGGCAUUCAUUUACUGUUUCUUCUGGUGCAGGUUAUUACCCCGCUCGCAGAUGAGGAUUUGGGGAGUGAGGGGCAGCUCCCUCACACUGCCGCAUCUCCCGAUGAAGAGUUUCGCCCUUUCGUUCCACGGAUGCAAGAAUUUGUGGUGUGGUGUAGUAUGAUGAAGUCCGUGUUGGUUUGCACGUUUCUCACACUUUUUCGAAUUCUGGACAUUCCCGUCUUUUGGCCUGUCCUUCUCUUGUACUUUAUCUUUCUUACCAUUAUACAAGUCGGUGAGCGUAUUCGACAUAUGAUCAGGCAUCGCUACGUUCCGUGGAGUGCGGGUAAACCAAAGUUUGUGCCCAAGAGUUGA
Trypanosoma brucei brucei TREU927 is the source of this 549-nucleotide messenger RNA. RefSeq names its product endoplasmatic reticulum retrieval protein, putative. The coding region runs from base 1 to 549 and encodes 182 amino acids. Gene Ontology annotation, cellular component: Golgi membrane. The transcript has a single exon. NCBI's taxonomy places the organism in Eukaryota, Euglenozoa, Kinetoplastea, Trypanosomatida, Trypanosomatidae. The record is from RefSeq and is a predicted model, not a curated record. Gene Ontology annotation, biological process: protein retention in ER lumen; retrograde vesicle-mediated transport, Golgi to endoplasmic reticulum.